This is a messenger RNA of Thalassophryne amazonica, 1476 nucleotides long. It is a transcript of the gene crtap, whose product is annotated as cartilage associated protein. Gene Ontology annotation, biological process: peptidyl-proline hydroxylation to 3-hydroxy-L-proline; collagen fibril organization. Gene Ontology annotation, cellular component: endoplasmic reticulum. The transcript is spliced from 7 exons. The record is from RefSeq and is a predicted model, not a curated record. Bases 57 to 1250 code for a protein of 397 amino acids. Gene Ontology annotation, molecular function: protein binding; collagen binding. NCBI's taxonomy places the organism in Eukaryota, Metazoa, Chordata, Actinopteri, Batrachoidiformes, Batrachoididae.
CCACACACUCCACUUAACCAACUUAGCCCCUAAAAAAAAAAAACUACAAAAAAAACAUGGCACCGUCCUGUUCUGCUCGUCAUCUCUUCUCGGUACUUUUAGUGGCGCUUUUCAGCAGCACAGCGAACUCGCAGUAUGAAAAAUACAGCUUCAGGAGCUUCCCACGGCACGAGCUCAUGCCUCUGGAGUCCGCGUACAAGUACGCGCUGGACCAGUACACCGAGGAGAAGUGGAAGGAGACGGUGGAGUACAUGGAGGUGUCCCUGCGCCUCUACCGGCUGCUGCGGGACAGCGAGGCCUUCUGCAACCUCAACUGCAGCUCCGUCAGGCUGGAAGACGAGAGCAAGUUUGCCGACUUUCCAGAACUGCACGCGUUCGGCAACGUGAUGAAAAGGGCGCAGUGCUUAAAGCGCUGCAAACACGGACUGCCCGCCUUCAGACAGACCAUGCCCAGCCGGGAAACCAUCGACGAGUUCGAGCGACGGGAGCCGUACAGAUACUUGCAGUACGCCUACUUUAAAUCUGACAACCUGGCGAAGGCGGUGUCGGCCGCCCACACCUUCCUGCUGAAGCAUCCAGAUGAUGAGAUGAUGCAGAGGAACAUGGCCUACUACAAGAGUCUGCCCGGCGCCGACGAACACCUCAAAGACCUGGAGACAAAAUCAUAUGAGUCGUUGUUCGUGCGUGCUGUGAGGGCAUACAACGGAGACAACUUCCGCACUUCGGUGUCAGACAUGGAACUGGCGUUGCGGGACUUCUUCAAGGUCUAUGAUGAGUGUCUGGCUGCUUACGAGGGUCCCAGAGACAUCAGGGACUUUAAAGACUUCUACCCGUCCAUUGCCGAUCACUACAUGGAGGUCCUGGAGAAGAAAGUGAGAUGUGAGAGCGAGCUGACGCCUGUCGUAGGGGGUUUUGUUGUGGAGAAGUUUGUGGCCACCAUGUACCACUACCUGCAGUUUGCCUAUUACAAAUUGAAUGACCUGAAGAACGCAGUGCCAUGUGCAGCCAGCUACGUACUGUUUGACCCUGAUGAUGACGUCAUGAAGAACAACAUGGUGUACUACCACUUCCACCAAAAACAGUGGGGGCUGACAGAAGAGGACUUCUUCCCCCGAUCAGAGGCGGUGCGGUACUACAACCAGACCACGAUGCAGCUACAAAUGCUGGAGUUCGCCAGACAGAAACUGGCAAGCGACGAUGAGGGGGAGGUGGUGGAGUUUAUAGAUGAGCUCCUGGAUGAGGAUGAAUAGCACACAUUGGAAACUGCUGCAAAACACUGAGAAUGGAACAUCAAAACAGCAUCACGCCUUCUAUUUAUUGGAUGUUGUAAAAUUUGAUGAUCUGUGUUUGUUGUCUUUUGUGUGUGUGUGUGCAUUCAAUAUCCAGUUCUCAGUCAUACCAUUUCCUCCGCUGUGAGUCGUCUUUGUUGUCUUCCGAGAACUGUCUUUUUUACAAUAAAAUAAACCACAUGCCAGA